AUUAUCUUCUACAAUCGACGUCUUCAUUUGAAUAAAGUUUGAAGUAAAACUUUACAUAUUAAUUCAACGUGCAAACAUUGGUUUUUAAAUCAAAAGUAGAAAACGGUUUAAACGUAAGUUCACAAUGGCUUCUAGAACAUUUCGGGAUUCAAACAAAGACAAUGCAGGCGAUUUUAUUGGCGGAAGUACUGUGACACAAUCAUGUGAGCCUUGUUUGAAAACCAACAUAUCAAAAACUGCUACGGUUUUCUGCAAAGAUUGUGAUGAAUAUCUGUGUGAUGCGUGCAAAAAUCCACAUACCGUCUAUAAACCAGGUCAGCAUAACAUUGUCAAUUUACAGGACAAUAAAUAUGCGCCUGAAAUAAUCGACAUGAAUGGAAUGGACAAGUGUCACGAGCAUGAGCGAGAAAUGGAGUUUUUCUGCCAGGAUCAUUCUAAGCUGUGUUGCAGUUCAUGCGUUCUCAUUCACAGGAAAUGUGACCAGGUGGAUGAAAUAGCCAAAUUAUCCGGACAAACACGACCCGAGCUUAAAGCAUUAAAACAAUCGUUUGUAGAAUUGCAAUCCGAGGCUGAUGCUAUUAAAGCGGAUUGUGAGCAGUCGGAAACUGGUUUAAAUGGUCCAUUGCAAAGAUAGCUUCAGAAGUGGAUAAAAUGAGAGAUCGUAUCAUAAAACUAUUUGAAGAUGCAAAGCAGAAAUUAAUUUCUGAGGCAAAUGAAUUUAAAACUGCAGAAACUAUGCCAAUGAGGAAUACAUGUGAUGACUCGUCCAAAGUUAAGGACGAAAUAAGUAAAAUCUUGUCAAUGUGUUGUAUCAUUUUAGAACGCAGAACACCCAGUCAACAAUAUAUUUAUUCGGAACUUAUCAAGGAGAGACGUAAAACAAUGGAAUCAAACGCAUAUGACCAAAGAAAGAUUCAAGUUGCAUCAACAGUUGCAGUGUCUUUUUCAAAAGAGCUGACUUCAUUCCUUGAGUUGGGAAGCAAUUUCAUACAACUCAAUUAUGAUGGCAACAGGUCAGUGGAAACCAGUCCCAUUAGCUUAUCAUCUCAACCAAGGCCAGUCGCACUGAAGCUGCUCGUGUCCUUGGCUCUAAGCAAGACUGGAGAUGACGAGAAGGAGCCUGGCCUCAGUGGACUGGACUUCCUUCCUGACGGGAGACUGGUAGCGGUGGAUAAAAUGAACGACAAAUGUAUCAUACUGAAUGAGCGACUACAGAGACUUGGAACACAGCACAGGUUCAAGUAUCACCCGCUUGGCGUAGUAUGUGUAUCUCAUAAUGUUCUGUAUGUAACAUGUGAUGGUGAUUAAGUAGUAUGUCUCCUGUCCGUGAGUGCAGACAAUACCAUCAGACUGACGAGGGAGUUCAAAACAUCAUCAAAGUUUGAGGCUAUAUGUUGCAUGUCUCCAUCUUACAUGGUCGCGAGUGCGUUUGAUGAUCCCCGUCCUGCUAGAAAUAUUUCAGUGGACGGGGUUGAGUCUGACUUUGAUCACUUCCUGAUGUUUCCUAUGAAGACGUACAAAAUUAAUGAGAGUAUGUGCACGUAUGUCCAGUCUAAGAACACGUUAGUACUGACUGACAGGUUCGCUCAUACAGUUUACAUGUACGACACCUUGAAGGGCACGUCUAGAGCAGUCACUCAUGAGAACAUACAGGAACCUCAUGGUUGCUGUGUAAUGCCUGGUGACACAGUGCUGGUGUGUAGUGAGAAUAAGAAUUCCAUCGUGCACCGGAGUGUUGAUGGGGACUUACUUGGUACCUACCCAGUGGAUAUGAAAAACCCUCGCAGCAUAAUUUAUGUGUGUCAAAGGAUGGCACAAGGCUGGCAGUGUCAAACAACGAAAAAGGCGACCACAAACUUCAGUUGUAUAAGAUAUCACUGGCAAUCAGUGAGGUGACUAAUGAGACGUGAUCCAUGUGAUCAUGCUAUGAACUACUAAAAUAUAAAAUAUAAAGGUGGUGUAUGGUGAUGUUUAAUCAAUACGGUAUGCGUUUUGAUUGAUUAGAAUUUAAUGGUU
Molecule: messenger RNA, 2016 nt
Organism: Dreissena polymorpha
Lineage: Eukaryota; Metazoa; Mollusca; Bivalvia; Myida; Dreissenidae
Exons: 2
Coding region: 652-1308 (218 amino acids)
Source: RefSeq, a predicted model, not a curated record